Gasterosteus aculeatus aculeatus (three-spined stickleback) is the source of this 1624-nucleotide messenger RNA. RefSeq names its product glycylpeptide N-tetradecanoyltransferase 2. Gene Ontology annotation, cellular component: cytoplasm. Lineage: Eukaryota; Metazoa; Chordata; Actinopteri; Perciformes; Gasterosteidae. Gene Ontology annotation, biological process: N-terminal peptidyl-glycine N-myristoylation. The record is from RefSeq and is a predicted model, not a curated record. Gene Ontology annotation, molecular function: glycylpeptide N-tetradecanoyltransferase activity.
CUCGCCGAGAUAAGAGCUGAAAAAACCCACAGACGCGCUGGAAAACACCCCGAUUCACCUUCCAAGGACUCACUCGCACUCAUUCACGAUGGCCGACUCCAACCUGCUUGAUAAGGAGCUGACAGAGGACGAGAGACUAAAAGGGGGCAAAAAGAAGCAAAAGAAGGAGGAUGCUUGGAAACCGGAGGGCCCCCAGGAUCCGUUUGCUCUGGUUCGUAUCUUCUCAAGUCUGAAGAGCCUUCCAGAGACAAAGCAGCAGGAGAUCCAGAGGGCCCUCCAUCUCUUCUCCGUCGGCCCGAGUCUCCCAAAGACCCUGCAGCAGGCCAGAACACACACUUACCGCUUCUGGGACUCGCAGCCGGUCCCCAAACUGGGUGACAGUUCGGUGACUCACGGGCCAAUAGUCGAGGGCGAAGCCGCUGUGCGGAAGGAACCCUACUCUUUACCAUCGGGCUUCGUCUGGGACACUCCGGACCUCAGCAGCCCGACUGUGAUGAAAGAACUUUGCACUCUGCUCAGCGAGAACUUCGAGGACGAGGACGACAACACCGUCAGGCGCGACUUCUCGCCGGAGUAUCUGCAAUGGGCUCUGCAGCCACCUAACUGGCUGCCCCAGUGGAACUGUGGCGUGCGAGUGCACAGCAACAACAAGUUGGUCGGCUUCAUUGCCGCACUUCCCGCCGAUGUCCGCGUGUAUGAGACGCAGAAGCGGAUGGCAGCGGUCAAGUUCCUGUGCGUCCAUAAGAAGCUCCGCCUCAAGCGGAUGACUCCGGUCCUGAUCCGAGAGCUCACCAGACGGGUCCACCAGCAGGGCCUCAGCCAGGCGGUCUACUCAGCUGGAAUAGUGCUGCCCACACCGAUAAGCUCCUGCAGGUACUGGCAUCGCCCUCUGAGUCCCCGAAAGCUGACAGAGGUGAGCUACCCGGGUCUGAGACAGAACAUGAACCUGCCGAGAGCUCUCAAAUUCUACCGUUUGCCCGAGACCACAAAGACCCCGGGUCUGCGCCCUCUGACUGACGCCGACGUGGUGGGGGUGCACUCGCUCCUGCAGGCAAACCAGCUCAGGUUUCACCUCAGCUCCGCGAUGUCUCUGCAGGAAGCAGAGCACUGGCUGUCACCCAGAGAGAAUGUGGUCGACACCUACGUGGUAGAGGGUGAAGCUGGCACCCUGACGGACGUGGUGAGUUUCUACAGCGUCUCCUCCAGCGUGCUGAACCACCCGGUCCACACGGGCCUCAGGGCUGCUCGUCUGCUUUACGCGGCCGGCACUGCCACAGACCCAGCUGACCUCAUGGAGGACACACUGGUCCUGGCUAAAUCUAAAGGUUUUGACGUCUUCUGUGCCCUCGACGUGAUGGAUAACAAGAGUUUCUUUGAAAACCUCAAGUUCAACGUCAUAGACAAGAGUGUUCGUUAUUACCUGUACAACUGGAUGUGUCCUGACAUGAGCCCGGACAAGGUGGGCCUGGUGUUCCCCAGCUAACCUAAGAAGUGUCGAGGAGGAAGAUGCCAUAGUGGUUGGCAGCAUCGAACUUCAUCAGCACCAGCACACAUUAAGAUGAAAAUACAUUAAAAGUGACAACCAGCACACUCACAAACCCAUAAAAAUUUUUAGACAGUUUCA